AUGCCGAUGCGGAAGAAGGCGACCUGGAUUCGUCCCACCCUCCCACCCACGAUGGCAGCUCUGGCACCUGCUGGAAUAGGUUCUCGUCCAGAGGCGAGAACGACAGAACGUCCUGAUGGCCGGGACUAUCUGCGACGCGGACAACAGCUGGAACGACCACCGCCUCAUCUCCAAUAUAAGGCUCCGACCACAACUCCACAGGAGACCAUAGGGUAUGCGACCGCCAGGAAAGGUAAAUACUGUCCUAUUGAAUUUGCCUACUCACCACUCCGAUUUCAACAAUCAUCUAUCCUGGUAGGAAUGCCGGUCUCGGACGACGACCGUGUGAACUCCUAAAUGCUAUCUACUCCACUGCCCUGGACGUGCUCGGACUCGCACGUCGUCUACACCAGCGCUGAUUCGACGUCAAAAACGCCGCAGACAUCAGCAACCUGCUCGCCAAAAAGACCAGGCUGCACAAGGCCUACAUCGACCGCCGGCCCGACGCUGGCAAAGUGGCCUUCCUCAGAUGUCGCCGUCCUGUGCAGCAACAGCUGCGAGAAAUGCAGGACGACUGGAUGGCUUUCAAGGCUGGGCUGUGUGGACUGCAAUGAGACAAAUGACUUCUUCGCCCCGAUCAAAGCGGUCGGCGACCCCGUAGUUAAAGGGACGGUGCCAUUUCUCAGCUUUGGGGGGAAACAACAUUUCUGACGGAAAAGUCGCAAAGUCUGAAGCGCUGGGCCGAGCAUUUCUGAAGUGUCCCCAACGGCCCAUCUACUGUCUCCGACGCUGCUGUCAGUCGGCUGUUCCAAGUCAAAACAAACAACUACCUGGAACUUCCGCUCCCCCUUCCAGAAACCAUCCGAGUCGUGCAUCUCCGGCGAGAAAGCACCAAACCCAGACGUGAUUCCGGUUGAAGUUUACAACACGGCGGUCCCUAAUUGGUGGACAAACAUUGAACACUAUUCCAGGAGAUGCGCUGCUAAAGACAGGUUCUUUAGUAUUUCAAGAGCGCGACCGCCGUCCAUCUCUACAAGCGAAAAAGAUACCGGCAACUCGGUGAUAGCCACAGAGGAAUUUCGCUGUUCAACAUUUCCAAAAAGGUCUUUUCUCGCAUCCUUCUCAACUGCCUUAACGGGCUUCUCUCAGAAGGCUAAUGUGGCUUCUGAUGAUACCACGGGACGGCUGACAGUCUUUGCAUCUCGCCAGUCGCAAUAAAAGUGUCAGCCAAUGUAAACUCAACCCUUCCCUACCUUCGGGGACCCGAAAAAACCUUCAACAUGGUGAAUCGCGAUGGACUCCGGAUAGUGGACUCGGGAUAAUGGCGCGCGUCACGGACAAUGGUACCGUCUUAGUAGCAUUCACAGUGACCAACAGAGUGAAGAAGGGCUGAGUUAUCGCCACCACCCUCUUCAGCCUCAUGUCCUCUGUCAUUCUGAUGGACACCUGUCGUGAUGAUCACCUUGGAAUCCGCAUCGCCUCCGGGAACGACAGCCAUCUUCUCAAUAGCCGGCGCAUGUAGACCCCGACGCGUCUCUCCACGAUUAAUGUCCACGAUUUGCUCUUCACGGAGGAUUGUGUCCCCAACAUCGUGACAGAGGCAGAUGACCAACCCCUUCGCCUCCGAGUGCACAAACUUCGGACGGGCCACCAACACGGAUAAAAAGGGGGCUAUGCAUUAACCGCCGUCCAACACAAGGUUGCUGAAAUCCGCCUCAAAGGCAUCCAUCUGAAAACCGUGAAAACUUCGCCUACUUUGGCAGCACACCCACCCUGCACCAAAACUGACAAGAAGGUGGCUCACCGGAUCUCGAAAGCCAACUAGACCUUCGGCUGGAUGCGGAACGCAGUAUGGGGUCGCCACGAUCUCCACCUCGACACCAUAUUCAAAGCUUAGAAGGCUGUCAUCUCGAUGACACCGCUGAACGGGGCAGAGACCUGAACAAUCUACGAGAAACAAGCGCGGAAACUCAAUCACUUCAACAUCAGCUGCAUUCGGGCGAUCCUAAAAAUUAAGGUAACAGUAGGAGAUCCCGGACAAGGAAGUUUUGGAACGGACCAGACUUCUUGGCUUCCACACCAUGCUGAAUAGACUGAAACUGCGAUAGGACGGCUGGUGAGGAUGAGCGGUGAGCAACUACCUGAACGACUCUUCUACGGAGACGUCGCUACGGGUGCUAGCCGACAAGGAAGUCAAACACCUAGAUAAAUUGCCCGAAACGCUUAAAAACCAAAUCAAAACCGGAGAAGACCUCCACGGGACCGACCGGCCUGGAGAAGGAUGCUGAAGAUUGGAGCAAUCGUUUAUGAAGCCAACCGGCUUGCCGCUGUCGGAACCAAAGGAGCGAUUCACAAGUCUCAAGCUUCUCAGAUCCACAACGCCAACAGCCGACCUCUUCCAACAUGUCGACACUUCCAACGAAUUUUUCACGCGCAUAUUACUCACGAUGGACAUUUCAGGACCCAGUACAAUUGCAGCUCAGCAAUCCCAACUGCUGUAUCUACAACUGCCCCCAUCGUCACCCCUGCAGUGACAUUUACGGCACCUGCGACAACGACCUCCCUCACCACCAAUGAUUACACUCCUGAUGCCCCGCUGUCCCCGAUCAGCUCCAAAAUCCCCGCCACAAAUCCACCGAUGACGGCGACGACUGCCAAGUCUCCAAUUAACGCCACCGGUGAUAACACUCCUACUGCUUCAUCAACCGCUACUUCCACCAACAGCGAUGCGGAUUCUGUCCCUACUUGUCCUUAUUGUGAUCACGCAUUCACCCCACGCAUUGGCCUGGUCAGUCACGUGAGUAUGCGCAACAGCGAAAUUCACCACAAUAUCGACAUAUUAAGCAUACCUUGCCCACCUAACAACUCUCCCAUCCCCAGCCCUGUCGACUCCCCACUCAACAGCACGACCACCACUAGCAUCAUAGCAGUCCCAACCGACUCGGCCUCUCCCACACUGCCCUACCGGCGAAUGUGCAAUCACGCGCCAGCCUGGUGGGUCACUUUCGAAUCCAUCGCCCAAGGACUGACAGACUAG
Molecule: messenger RNA, 3016 nt
Organism: Spirometra erinaceieuropaei
Lineage: Eukaryota; Metazoa; Platyhelminthes; Cestoda; Diphyllobothriidea; Diphyllobothriidae
Source: the annotation of a GenBank genome assembly